AUGACUAAGAAAGACAAUAUACACCUGCAAAAAAAACGCAAGGCCGAACGUAAGAAAAUGGAGAGAGAAGCUGCUAGUGCCGCCGCAGCUACUGCUGCCGCAGAAGCAACCGCCGUUGCUGCCGAUGCAUUUAACCGCACCGUAGCCGAACCACUUGUCUCUGGCAAUAAUAGUCAGGACAAUGCUUCAGAUAAGGAUAUAGCCACUCCGAUUAAGGAGAUUACCCCUGCAGAGAGAGCCCGAGGGCCAACUAUUGCCUCAACUUCGAAGCUCGCAUUUCCGAAGCCAAGAAGUGAGACAAGGGACACGUCUCAAGACGCCCUAUCUGAUUCUUCUGAUGAAAAUCAGAAAGAAAAGUCCCCAAUUAUAGGGGACAAAAACGAAUCUCAGAAGGUACCUACACCGGAACCAGAAGAGGAGGCAAGCUCAAGUGGCAAACCCGAAUCUACGUCCGAGGCCACUGAGCCAACGCGCAUAAAUAAGUUAACGACCGAAAACACUGAUCUUAAGAAUCAAUUACCCGCUCUUAUGAAAGGCAUGAAGCACGCACAGCACUUACGCGAGCAUGUUUCUCCAGGCACUGCUAAAGCCCUACAGCAGUGGACAGAACGUCAGCAGUCAAUGACACCCGAAAAGCGUAGGGACAUGAGCGCCAAACCUGUGGCAGUUGACCCAGAUGCGCCCAUCAUAUCUAUACCUUACGAGGAUCUACCACCCAAAGCCCAGGCCAAUUAUACACCUGUGCCUUCGCCCGGCCACGAGUCGCCUGUCCUUGAGGGUACUAUAGACCCAGAGGCAGGUAAAAAUACUCCGCCACCUUUACCCAACUGGGGAGACCGUCCACGUCAGAGACCAGUUAAAACUGGGUAUGUCAUCCAAACGCAGGUACCACCCGAAAUUAGAACAGAGCACCGAAAGGCCUCGACCAUGGACUUUACACGGGUUAAUAAACACCCUCGUAGACGUGUUAACGACGACGAAUUUAAUCGCUUCUAUAACACCGCCUUACACCAACCCGCAAAGGAUUUCUACUCUGAUGAGGUGACCGAACUUAAUAAAGCGGGCGACGAUUACACCAUUAAUAUGGAAAUUGCCCAUGCCGAGCACCGUACGGACGACGUAUCAUAUUUUGCUAAUAUGAUCGCGACCAAGCAGAAGCACAUUGAUCAGCUACUUCAGGCCCAACGUGAACAAGACCACCGGGAUAACCAGAAAUACAAGGGACAGAUCAGUCGACUUAAGUCGAACUGGGAUGCCAACAGCAAGCAAGUCGAGUUCAUAAAGAUCCAUGACCUCGACACACACUAA
This is a messenger RNA of Sphaeroforma arctica JP610, 1308 nucleotides long. RefSeq lists its product as hypothetical. The transcript has 2 exons. The record is from RefSeq and is a predicted model, not a curated record. The coding region runs from base 1 to 1308 and encodes 435 amino acids. Lineage: Eukaryota; Ichthyosporea; Ichthyophonida.